GAGAAUUUCGAAUGUGAUCGUAGCAGUCAGCGGGCGGCUAGAGAAGGUGCCGGAGACUUGCGGGGCCUGGAACUCACGGCGCGCACGGCAGACAGCCUCGCGGAGCCUUGGAAUGUGAGGAGGAAGGCUACAGCUGUGGCAGAAACCGUGGCCAAGUCCUUACAGGCAGAAGAUGGCCAAGGAAAGAUGCCUUAAAAAGUCCUUUCAAGAUAGUCUUGAAGACAUAAAGAAACGAAUGAAAGAGAAAAGGAAUAAAAACUUAGCAGAGAUUGGCAAACGAAAGUCUUUGAUAGCUGCACCAUGCCAAAUAAUCACCAACACUUCUACACUGCUAAGAAACUACCAAGACAACAACAGAAUGUUGGUUUUAGCUUUGGAAAAUGAAAAAUCUAAAGUGAGAGAAGCCCAGGAUAUCAUCUUACAACUGAGGAGAGAGUGUUACUACCUUACCUGUCAGCUGUACACACUGAGAGGAAAACUUACUUCACAACAGACGGAAGAACCUGCUCAGGACCAGGAAGUAUGUCCCUCUGGACUGGACCCCAAUAGUGACAACAACACCGGGGAUUUGAUUGUGACAGAUUUACCGCAAGUUCCUCUUCAGGACGCUGACUUUUCAAGACAAGGAGAAUCGUUCCAAACAGAAGAGCAAACACUUACUAUUUCUCAAGACAGACUAAGAUUUGAUUUGGAUUCAGGUGAAGACAAGUCAGCAGAUCAUAUAUUACCUAGAACUGUAUCUCUUCGUCGCAGUCUGAAGAAACACGUUAAUGCUCCAAGUCAGUUCGAUGCCUUGGAUGAUUUUGGAAUCAGUUAUUUGUCCAAACAGUCUUUGGAAUUGGAAAGAAUUGGAUUUGUAGACCCACUUGCGAACGUGCGCAUACUUGAAAAUGUAGGACAAAAUGUUUGUCAGUGGACUAAGGAUGCAAUUAACUCAUCACCAAAGCUAAUUCACCCAGGACAAUCUACUAAAACAAAAGAAGACAUUUUAGAUAAAUCUGAACAAACUAAAAGUAAGCACGGAGAUGCUCAAAGAAGAAAAAGAGAAGAGAAAAGAAAAGCUAACCGGAGAAAAUCAAAAUCUGUGUCAAAGUAUAAAGGUAGCAAAAGUGAAAAUAAAAAAACUGUUUCCAAAAAACAGUUGGAAAAAUCUGUCACCUCCAAUGAUGCUUACAAUUUUAAUUCGGAAGAGGGUGUUCAUCUCACUCCUUUCCGACAAAAAAUGAGCAAUGAUUCCAAAAGAGAAGAAAACAGCUAUGAAUCUGAAGUCAGCACCUGUGAAUCAAGUGGUUCAGGAGAUGAUUCUGAUGACCUCUAUUUGCCCACGUGCAAGUACAGUCAAGAUCUCACUGGUGAAGCACAUAGGAGUCCAGUCACCAGGCCUCGAUCUAAAAGAGCACUGAAACCUAAGGAUGAGAAGGAGACAAAAGGUCCUAAGCCAACAAAAUCUCCCACUAGCGCACUACCUGAAACUCACCAGUCAUCUCACUUUAGCCUGAAGGACAUCACCAAUGUCCCCUUGAAUCCUGCAGCGAAAACCAGAAAACUUUCUCUUUCUCCAAAAAAUAAAGUAGAAAGCCCACCAUUGUCUCUGCGUAAGCGUAGGUGCACAGCCAGUGUGAACUAUAAGGAACCCACGCUCGCUUCGAAACUGAGAAGAGGGGACCCUUUUACAGAUUUGUGUUUCUUGAAUUCGCCUAUUUUCAAGCAGAAAAGGGAUUCCAGACGCAGUUCUAAAAAAAAAAAUAUGAAGCAAAUACAAUGAAGCGUCUGUCAGAUGCUAUUUAAAUUCAUCCUACAUCACCCUCUCUGGCUCCAAGAGAGAAUCUGUAAGAUACAUCCAAGUGGAUUGAACUACUGCCACAGAAUAUUCUCUUGAGAAGACUCUAGACUCUAGAUCAUGAACAUUUCUUCAAAACGAUACUUCAAAUGUGAUUUUUUUCUUAAACCUUUAAUACAUUUUUUUCUUUUAAAUAUAAAUAAUGGGACUUAAGCACUGUAAUAGUUUAGAUUUCUUGUACUGCCUAAAAAUUUUAAUUUUAGUCAAAAUAUAUCUUACACCAGCAUUUGGAAGUUAAUAAUGUUUAAUCAAAUUAAGAUGUUUUGAUUAAAAGGCAUCUUGAUUUUUUGAAGACCGGCUGAGGAUCAUUUGAAACUCCUUAUAUAAUAUUUGAAUAAAAUAAAUCCUUGACAUUCACUGUAGGGCAUACCCUAAGCUGUUUGUGGAUCCCUUAUACAAAUGGUAUCAUUGUUGUAUUUGAUUUUUCAUAUAAAAUAUGUAUGAGAUCAUGAUUAGAGAAGUGAUGGUUGCUUAGGCUCAGGGACCAGGUAAGUGACUAGCUCUGAAUCCUCAGGCCUAGUUGUACCUUGUGCAAAGUGAUGCCUCAGCAAAAUCACAAAUGAAUUUGUCAUGGCCUUUCAGGGUAGUUCCUUGUUUGGUCAGAAGUGCCAAAUGUAUGAAUUCGAAGGGCUUUUUUGUAUUUUUGAUCACAUUCCUAAGUCCAGGGCAGUGUGGUACUGCCACAGGAGUGAGGGACGUUCGGACUCAAGGAAGACAUGAUUUGCUCAAGCUAGGUCCUUGGAUGAAGUGAAGCCAGUUUGCAAACAAACAAACCUGGUACCAGGAUGUAGAGUAGGCUGUGGUCAGAGCCAGAAUGGGUCUGGCUUAGAUUAAACUCUGCUCCAGCCUAACAAGGAAAAACCAGCUGAUUUGGGGUCCUUAACUUUGCUUUUAGGUCCUGAUAUGAUUUAUUUUCCCCAGCCCAAGGUUGUUAAUUAUAGAAUCAAAUUUUAAGUAUUAAAAAAAGGGGAGCUCAGUGGUAAUUAAUUCAGUACUGAGAGUUUGAAGCCUACACUUGUAUAUAUCUCUUUAAACUUUAAAGUUUUUCAUUUGUAAAGAGCAAUAAAGUUUGUAUAAGAUA
This is a messenger RNA of Phacochoerus africanus (Common warthog), 2921 nucleotides long. It is a transcript of the gene SGO1, whose product is annotated as shugoshin 1. The coding region runs from base 173 to 1765 and encodes 530 amino acids. Lineage: Eukaryota; Metazoa; Chordata; Mammalia; Artiodactyla; Suidae. Gene Ontology annotation, biological process: meiotic chromosome segregation. Gene Ontology annotation, cellular component: chromosome, centromeric region; nucleus. The transcript has 8 exons. The record is from RefSeq and is a predicted model, not a curated record.